AUAAGUGAAAAUGACCUUAACUUGGAAGGCUCUCUUUUCUAUUCGAGUAUCCCGUUCCUUGUCAUUGCAUUGACUGGAAAUCUGUUGGUCAUACAAAUUGUGCACAAGACACAAGAGAUGCAGACGCUGAUAAAUUGUCUUUUAGCGGGCAUGGCCUUAAGCGACGUCAUUUCUAUUUUGGUAUUGUCAUUUUACUUCUUUGAAUUUAAAACAACGUUCACCUGCAAGCUUGUCGUUAUAGUUGAAAUUUCAAAAAUGGUUUCUUCUAUUACCCUCACUAUGUUAGCAGUGAAAAGAUACCAUGCUGUACUGAAACCUUUGAGGGCAGGACAGAGAUUAAAUGAAGUUAAAUGAAGACAGCGUAUUUGGGUAGCUGGUGUUGUAAAAUGUUUCUCGGAAUUUUUUUCUUAA
Molecule: messenger RNA, 411 nt
Organism: Porites evermanni
Lineage: Eukaryota; Metazoa; Cnidaria; Anthozoa; Scleractinia; Poritidae
Source: the annotation of a GenBank genome assembly